Messenger RNA from Abrus precatorius (Indian licorice), 2974 nucleotides. RefSeq lists its product as uncharacterized. The coding region runs from base 944 to 2461 and encodes 505 amino acids. Lineage: Eukaryota; Viridiplantae; Streptophyta; Magnoliopsida; Fabales; Fabaceae. The transcript has a single exon. The record is from RefSeq and is a predicted model, not a curated record. Gene Ontology annotation, molecular function: glycosyltransferase activity.
UUACAAUAAAAAACCACCAAACUUCCGCUUUCAAAUAAUGUACGCAAAUUGCAAUUCAGCCAAACAAUCCAAAAAGGGAUCCUCGAAGUCACAAUGUAGAUGCUGAUCGGUCCUUAUCAAACCAAUAAUUCUCGUUGAUUUAUUUCUUCCAUUAGUUGGUUUCUUAAGAAAGUUGAUUUAAACUUUCACUUUCGGUAUAUCUGACUUUAAAAUUAGUAUAUAAUAAUGCGAUCUCACACAUAUACUUUCAUACAUAAUAAUAUGGAGGUGGAAUUUAUAAUUAUAUGGUAAAUUCAGAAGGGUCAAUGCGUAAUUGGAGCAAACACAACUUCUUUGACUAACAAAUACAAGUUGGUUGCAUGAAAAUCCACUUAGCUGGUCCAAUAUAAUUAAAACGAAUAUCAACGGUCAACAAGAAGCAACCUUAGACAGGGAAACUGUGUAACGUAGGCAACUCCGCAAUAUAAAAAAGUUGAAAAUCACAAAAUGUUUAAUUUUUAAAGUCAAAUUCUUGUAAUAACUUUGUAACGUCAAAAUAAAGCUAGUUUAAAAAGGUACGAGAGUCACAAGAUGCCGUGUACUUGCGCUUGAGUUUCUCUCUGCAUAACAAAAAUGAAGAAAACUUAACCAGGAAUUCAGGACAUUGAUGAUUCUUUAUCUGAAGUCUAUACUGGCAUGGAUGUUGGAGAAGGCCUAAUUGUGCGUGCAUGUUAAAUCAGAGUAUCGAUAUAUUUCAAAUACUUACAAAACCCGUCUCACAUGAGUCCCCUUUUUGGCCUCAAAGUGAGGCGUGAGGAACGCACCAAGAAGAAAACUCAAACAAAAACGCACUUGCUUCAGUGCGUGCCUACCUUCUCAAUGCCCCACUCAGUCUUCUCUCCUUUCCCAUAACAUUGAACACAAACGCCCCACAACUCAAACCACAAAAAUUCGAAACAUCUCUAUGCCCAUAUCCUCAGAACUCCCUGAGGAAAUGGCCUUGAACCCCAAGUCCAAAAAAUCGAGUUCCCCAUCAAAUUUUUAUUUUUGCACCACCCUUUUCUUCAUUGUCCUCUUCACCAUACCUGCUCUUUUCCUCCUCCACACCCCAACCACCACCUCCAUAUGCACCACCCUUGCUUCUUCUCAAGCCAUAACUUGGUCAGGUGAUCUUCGUGUAGCUGAAUUUGCAUGGAACCGCCUCUCAUUUUUCGAACACAGCCCACCACCCUUUGCUCUCAAAAUUGCUGUCUUCUCUAGGAAAUGGCCAAUUGGCACAACCCCUGGUGGCAUGGAGCGCCAUGCUCACACCCUUCAUACAGCUUUAGCCCACCGUGGCCAUCAAGUUCAUGUCUUCACAUCUCCACCCCAAGAUGAAAGCACUUCAAUCUCAUCAUCCUCAGAGGCAAACAAAAACAACCAUCGAGAAGGUGCACCUUCUUCCCCUUAUAUUCAUUGCCAUGAAGGUGAGCCUGGCAGGUGGCGCUAUAACAAGGCAUGGGAACAGUUUGUGGAAGAAAACCAGCGAGAACCAUUUGAUGUUGUGCACUCAGAAAGCGUGGCACUUCCUCACUGGCUAGCACGCAAUAUUUCAAACCUUGCAGUGUCAUGGCAUGGCAUAGCCCUUGAGAGCUUGCAAUCAAGCAUUUUCCAAGACCUGGCUCGCAGGCCUGAUGAGCCUAUGUCCCCUCUUUUCAACCAAAGCUUGCAGGGUGUUGUCCCUAAGGUGCUGAAUGAGAUUAGGUUCUUCAGGAAUUAUGCUCAUCAUGUUGCUAUAAGUGAUAGUUGUGGUGAGAUGCUGAGGGAUAUGUACCAAAUUCCUACCAGAAGAGUGCAUGUAAUACUGAAUGGCGUUGAUGGGGAUGAGUUCAAAGAAGAUUUAGAAUUGGGUAGGGAAUUCAGAAACAAAAUUGGCAUUCCAAGAAAUGCAAGUUUGGUGCUUGGUGUAGCUGGAAGAUUGGUGAAGGACAAGGGUCAUCCUCUGCUUCAUGAAGCAUACUCGAGGCUUAUAACCAAGCACCCUAAUGUGUACUUGAUUGUUGCUGGUUCUGGACCAUGGGAGAACAGGUACAAGGAUUUAGGGAGCCAGGUUCUGGUUCUGGGAUCAAUGAGUCCUUCCAUGUUGAGAGCUUUCUAUAAUGCUAUUGACAUUUUUGUCAAUCCCACACUUAGGCCACAAGGGCUUGACCUUACUUUGAUGGAGGCAAUGAUGAGUGGGAAGCCUCUUCUGGCAUCAAGAUUUCCAAGCAUUAAAGGGACAAUUGUGGUUAAUGAUGAAUUUGGCUACAUGUUCUCCCCGAAUGUGGAGUCUCUGUUGGAGGCACUGGAAGCAGUGGUAAAGGAAGGACCGCAGAGACUAGCAAGGAGGGGCAAGGCAUGCCGGGAAUAUGCUGCUUCAAUGUUCACAGCAAUAAAGAUGUCAUUGGCUUAUGAGAGGUUAUUCCUAUGUAUAAAAAAUCGUAAAUUCUGUACCUAUCCUUGAGGCUAGGCUAGAAACUCCCUUUAUUCCUUUUCUUCUUUCAUUUAUUUUUCAUUUUAGUCAGUAUGAUAUAAUUAUAUUCAAACUUUUAAAUAAUCAGAUAUAGGUUUUUCAUAGUUAAAAUUUCUUGAAUAACUUUAAUACUUAAUGGCCUCGAUCUUGGAUGACAAUGCUCUGGAGUAUCUAAUAUUUGAUGGAGAGAUUAAAUAAAGGUGCUUUACUAAAAGUAAAAACAAAAUAUAAUCAAUAAACCAGAAGGCAAACCGAAUCUCAUAAGAUGUGGAUAUACAGUUGAUCAGUCGUUGAUACUUUAAAAGAACAGAGACUUUGUAUGUGUCAACAAAGAAGGAUUGCAUGAUGAAUCUAUAUCUGCCUCAACCUUAGCAGGUGAUGAAUAAUCAGAAUUCUCAUAACAGAACCUUGGGAAAAAGCAGAGUCCCAUUCAAGGUCAUCGGUCAGAUGAAGCCUGUAUCUUGUCUUUCCUGAACUACAAAUUGGUUUUCCUUUGGCAAUGAA